This is a messenger RNA of Pelagomonas calceolata, 1018 nucleotides long. Lineage: Eukaryota; Pelagophyceae; Pelagomonadales; Pelagomonadaceae. The record is from the annotation of a GenBank genome assembly.
CCCCGGGCCGGUGCUGGUGGCGGUGCACCCGCUGGGUCGCACUGGCACCCGCCUCUAAAACACCAAAACCGGACAUACAUCUACGGGGUAAAAGUAGCCUGGUACCCACCCCAUGUUUACCCCCCAUGACGCGUUUUGGGCGCAGAGGUCUAAAUUCGUCGUGUAUGCGAUGGCGCAGGCGCGCACAGAUGCGCAGCCAUCGCGCGCUGGGCGAGGACUGAUGGUACUCGGCAAUGAUUGCGUACACAAAGUGAUGACCUUCCUGGCUGUGGCUGACGCCCGGCGCGGCGUGGGUGCCACCGCAAAAGCCUUUCGUACAACUGCGAUGUCGAUGACGCUCGCGCGAACACGUUCCUCGGAGCCCUACACUCUCCGAUCUCAAUUCGAUACGGGCCGUGGCGAUAGGCACGGCGUCGUCCACGCCAUGGCGACGGCGAUGGGGACGCGGCGGUGGCCUACAAGGGCAGUCCGUAUCAAUAAUGAUGGGGACGAGUGGAAUGGAGCAGUGGCUGCUGCAGCGGUGCCGCCCGCGAGGCUUGGAAUCACGUUUCAUCGGGGUCGUACGCACUGGGGUGGCAAUUGGAGUCCAGACGGGGAGCCCUACGCAUCUUAUGCAGCGUCGGCCAUCGUCGAUCAAGUUAUGGCCAGGGAUAUUUGCGGUGGUGGAGAGUGUACCGUUAGAACGGGCUCUUUUGUUCAGUACGAUCUCCCCUUCCAAUUGAAAAUUAGAGCUUUCCAGUUCGGGAUUUCCGCCUGUCGUUCAGAGCGCUUUAGAGAUUGGACGUUCGAAGCUUUCGACGGUGAGAACUGGCGCCAGCUCUGGAACUUCACGGGUACGAUGUCGGCUGAGCGCCACACUUUUUGGCGGGUGGGCGCCGCCAAACGAGUCGCCUCGAACCGCUUCCGGAUCCGGCUGGCGGAAAGCGGGGAGCCUUAUAGAUGCAUGCACAUCCGCGGCCUCGAGCUCUUCGGCACGAUCCUUCCGCCCUGGCGCAUCGACUAAGAAAUAGUACACGUC